Molecule: messenger RNA, 231 nt
Organism: Thlaspi arvense
Lineage: Eukaryota; Viridiplantae; Streptophyta; Magnoliopsida; Brassicales; Brassicaceae
Source: the annotation of a GenBank genome assembly
GAUCACCAAAAUCCAUGCUACAGUGAAUAAGGAGAAUGUUAAUGAAUUUGACCCAUUCUUCUCACAAAGUGGUUCGAGUAUACUCAUCGACUUCACUGUGAAUCACUCAUUGGGAUCUCAGCAAACAACUAGCCACCCUUUACAAGAUUACUUUCUUUUCAACCACCUUUAUGAUCGUCGUCCGAUUAGGUUAUGGGGUUCGUUUGCAAUGAUAGUCAAUGACAUUAUUUA